GCAUAUAACCCGUAUAUAGAGAUAAUUGAACAACCCAGACAGAGGGGAAUGCGUUUUAGAUACAAAUGUGAAGGGCGAUCAGCAGGCAGCAUUCCAGGGGAGCACAGCACAGACAACAACCGAACAUACCCUUCUAUCCAGGUAAUAGACCCUUCUUCUGUGUCUGUCUCUAUUAGUUGCCUCAUAGAUCAGCUAUAGCAAUUAUUUUUAAGGGCCAGUUUCUUCACAGUUAUAUCCACAGUUUUGUCUUUUUAUUUUUUCCUCUUUUCCUUUUCUUUUCUUUUUUUUUUUGAGACGGAGUUUCACUGUUGUUUCCCAGACGGGAGUGCAAUGGCGUGAUCUUGGCUCACCGCAACCUCCGCCUUCUGGGUUCAAGCAAUUCUCCUGCCUCAGCCUCCCAAGUAGCUGGGACUAUAGGCGCGCACCACCAUGCCCAGCUAAUUUUUGUAUUUUCAAUAGAGACGGGGUUUCACCUUGUUGACCAGGAUGGUCUCGAUCUCUUGACCUCGUGAUCAACCCGCCUCGGCCUUCCAAAGUGCUGGGAUUAUAGGUGUGAGCCACCAUGCCCGGCCCCUCUUUCACUUUUUUAACAGAUCUAUAUUAGAUAGAUGUCUAAGGACAUUUCUUAAAUAUAGUAUGGAGUCUUUCCCACUGCAGAUAGUUAUAUGGUGCUUGUGUAUUAACCUAAGUAGAGCGACUCAUAAUGUUUAGUGUACAUUGACAGCUUUUGUAUCAUGUUCUCUUUCAUGGAACACACAGCUAAUAAGGAAAACACAUUCUCUCCUUACAGAGGUGAGUGAUAUUAUUCUGUAGAUUAAACAUGGAUUUGAGAACUCAAUCACAAUUCUUCUUGGCUAGUCUUAGGACUAGAACAUCUUUUUCUUCUUUUUCCUUACCUUUAUUGCCUGUCUCUGAUUCUCUGACUCGUUGACUGAUUUGAAAUAACACUUUUUAAAUAUGGUUUUUUUUGUAUUAGCAUAAAUUUUGAAAAACUUUUGACUUUGGUAAACAUACUAAUAGUUAUAAGAUGUACUAGAUUUAUUUAUUUUUAUUUAUUGAAACAGUUUCGCUCUUGUUGCCCAGGCUGGAAUGCAAUGGCAUGAUCUCGGCUCACUGCAACCUCUGCCUCCUGGGUUCAAGUGAUUCUCCUGCCUCAGCCUAACGAGUAGCUGAGAUUCCAGGCACCCACUACCAUGCCCAGCUGAUUUUUGUAUUUUUUGGGAGAGUCGGGGUUUCACCAUGUUGGCCAGGCUGAUCUCGAACUCCUGACCUCAGUUGAUCUACCCGUCUAGGCCUCCCAAAGUGCUUGGAUUACAGGCGUGAUGUACUAAAUUUAUAUUUUCUAUUUGUCAGCUAUUUUUUUAUUUGACUUUCAGUGAAGGGUUUAUCCUUUAAAUGCCAAUUAAAAACUUUAAUGGCAAAGUAGAUUUUGAAGUGUUACUUUUAUCAACAGAUCUUAAUUCACUGUUUUAUAAGUAGAUUAUUUACAAAGUCUAUUCUUUUGAUGAACUUAAAGGGAAUUGCUAAUUAUAGAAUAAACUAAUGGCAAGAUUAUAUAUUGAAUUCCAGAUUCCUAUUUUUAUCACAUUUUAGGCAGUAAUAUGGAUUUGGGUUAUCUAAGUAUUUUAAAUGUUAAAAUGGAUGAGGUGCUAAUAAAAAGGAAAUAAGGAAAUACUAUUUGUCCAAUUUUGGAGCCAUUUUUAAACUAUAAUUCAUCUUAUCCUAUGCAUCUCUAAAAUAUUUCUAAGAUCUGUAUUUUUACAAUUCCAGUAGGUCCUGAACACUUUGCAGCUUGAGUUUUGUAUUUGCCUCCUUAGAGUCUUGAGCAAUUACCUUCUCUUUCAUCCAGAAAGAAAUGUAAUACCUUCUGGUUACUGUUCAAAUUCUAUUUAAAUUCAAAAUUACAGAUUUUAGUGGCCGCUACCUGAUUAUGAACUAUUAUGGAAAAGGAAAAGUGAGAAUUACAUUAGUAACGAAGAAUGACCCAUAUAAACCUCAUCCUCAUGAUUUAGUUGGAAAAGACUGCAGAGACGGCUACUAUGAAGCAGAAUUUGGGCAAGAACGCAGACCUUUGUUUUUCCAAAAUUUGGGUAUUCGAUGUGUAAAGAAAAAAGAAGUAAAAGAAGCUGUUAUUUCAAGAAUAAAGGCAGGAAUCAAUCCAUUCAAUGUGCCUGAAAAACAGCUGAUUGAUAUUGAAGAUUGUGAUCUCAAUGUGGUGAGAUUAUGUUUUCAAGUUUUCCUCCCUGAUGAACAUGGUAAUUUGACAACUGCUCUUCCUCCUGUUGUCUCGAACCCAAUUUAUGACAACCGUGCUCCAAAUACUGCAGAAUUAAGGAUUUGUCGUGUAAACAAGAAUUGUGGAAGUGUCAGAGGAGGAGAUGAAAUAUUUCUACUUUGUGACAAAGUUCAGAAAGAUGACAUAGAAGUUCGUUUUGUGUUGAAUGAUUGGGAAGCAAAAGGCAUCUUUUCACAAGCUGAUGUACACCGUCAAGUAGCCAUUGUUUUUAAAACCCCACCGUAUUGCAAAGCUAUCACAGAACCUGUAACAGUAAAAAUGCAGUUGCGGAGACCUUCUGACCAGGAAGUUAGUGAAUCUAUGGAUUUUAGAUAUCUGCCAGAUGAAAAGGAUACUUACGGCAAUAAAUCAAAGAAACAAAAGACAACUCUGCUUUUUCAGAAAUUGUGGCAGGAUCAUGUUAAUUUUCCUGAGAGACCAAGACCUGGUCCCCUUGGAUCAAUAGGAGAAGGAAGAUACAUCAAAAAAGAACCAAACUUGUUUUCUCAUGGUGCAGUUGCGACAGAAAUGUCCAGACCUACAGGGAUUUCAAAUCAAGGAGAAUCCUACUAUCUCUCACUUGGGCACAUCUCAAGUGGAUUGUCACGUCAUGCCUCAAUGCCACCUCCGCCUUCUUCAAGCUGGUCAUCAGUGGCCCACCCCACCUCACGCUUAGUCAAUACAAAUCCACUGAGCAGUUUUUCAACAGGGACACUUCCUUCUAAUUCACAAGGUAUCCCACCAUUCCUGGGAAUACCUGUUGAGAAUGAUUUAAAUGUUUCUAAUGCUUGCAUUUAUAACAAUGCUGACGACAUAGUCGGAAUGGAAGCGUCAUCCAUGCCACCAGCCGAUUUAUAUGGUAUUUCUGAUCCCAACAUGCUGUCAAAUUGUUCUGUGAAUAUGAUGACCACCAGCAAUGAUAGCAUGGGAGAGACUGAUAAUCCAAGACUUCUGAGCAUGAAUCUUGAAAACCCCUCAUGUAAUUCAGUGUUAGACCCAAGAGACUUGAGACAGCUCCACCAGAUGUCCUCUUCCAAUAUGUCAGCAGGUGCCAAUUCCAAUACUGCUGUUUUUGUUUCACAGUCAGAUGCAUUUGAGGGAUCUGACUUCAAUUGUGCAGAUAACAGCAUGAUGAAUGAGUCAGGACCAUCAAACAGUACCAAUCCAGACAGUCAUAGUUUUGUUCAAGGUAGUCAGUAUUCAGGUAUUGGCAGUAUGCAAAAUGAGCAGUUGAGUGACUCCUUUCCAUAUGAAUUUUUUCAAGUAUAACUUGCAAGAUUUAAAUCAUUUUAAGUCUUGGUAUCACCUGUGUAGGUGCAGCAUUUUGUAUUUGUCUGACUGGGAAUAUAGUACUGUAUUUGAGAAUAUAAAAAAAACUUUUUUCAGGGAAGAAGCAUGCAACUUUGGACGUAGUGAACACAAAAUUGGAAGCUGUCAUAGAAAGACAACUCAGAGGCUGGGCAUAGGAACUUACACCUGUAAUACUAGCACUUUGGGAGGCCUAGGCGGCUGGAUCACUUGAGGCCAGGAGUUCAAGCCCAGCCUGGCCAACAUGGUGAAACCCCGUCUCUACUAAAAAUGCAAAAAUUAGGUGGGCAUGGUGGUGCACACCUGCACUCCCAGCUACCUGGGAGGCUGAGGCACAAGAAUUGCUUGGACCCAGGAGGCGGAGGUUGCAGUGAGCUGAGAUCUCACUACUGCACUCCAGCCUGAGUGACAGAGUAAGACUCCAUCUCAAAAAAAAUGCUUUUAUGCUUUUUUAUAUUUCUUUUUAUAAUGUUUUAAUGUAUUCUUAAAUUUCAAGUAAAUUUAAGAUAAAACUUGUAAUGGCUAUGCCAUUGAAAAACUUAAUUUCUUAUUUUUGAGGCCCAUGGGCCAAGGUAACCCCUAAGGGGUUUUCUUAGGCUUCUUGGAGUUUCUUAGGUUUGUAUGUGUAUCAAAAUGUCUUUAGUGUUACGUUGGGCAGAAGUGAGCUUUUAAGGUAUGGGAGGUUUUCUACAUUUUAUACUAUUUCAAUCUAUGCCUUUAAAGUUACUUAUACUUUUAGCUUUACACUCAUAUUUUUUAAGGGGAAAAAGUUUCCUUGGACCAUUCUCCUUAAAUGUCCUCACUCCUUGUGAUCUCAUAAAACUGCCUAUUUGAUAUCUCUAUCUAGAAAUUGAAUUAAAGCUCACACUCACCAUAUCCAAAACUGAAUUCUUGGUCUUCCCUCCCAAACUUGCUUCUCCUUCAGUCUUCCCCAACUCAGUAAAUGGCAAUGCCAUGCUUCUAGUUGCUCAGGCCAAAAAUCCUGGAGUCAUCCUUUGUUCUUCUUUUAGCUCCCAUAUCCAAUCCAUUAGCAAAUCUAGUAGACCCUACCUUCACAACGUAGCUAAAGCUGACCCCCUCUUUUGACCUCUGCUAUUAACACCCUUUUCCAAGCCACCAUUUCUUCCCUGGAUUGAAGGUAUCAUCUACAAAACUUCUCCUUAUAUCCUUGAAUCCCUACAGUCUGUUUAAAUUAGCCAGAGUGAUUAUUUUAAAAAUAAGUCAAUUCAUUCCAUUCAUCUGCUCAAAACCAUCCAGUGGCUUCUUAUCUUAGAGCAGUCAAAGUCCUUAAAAGUAGCAGGCCUAGACUCCCUGUCCUACCUCAGGUUCUGCCAUUUCAUCCUUAUACAGCUCCAGGCACCUUGACCUCAGUGCUCCCCUUCAAAGCAUCAAGUAUGCACCUGCCCUGGACCCUGGUACUUGGUAUUCCCUCUCCCUUGAAUGUUCUCUCACAGAAAAAUGCAUAGUUCAUUCUUUUACAUCCUUCAGGUGUUGCUCCACUGUUACCUGAGCAAGGUCUUCCUUGACUCUAUAUGCAUCAGCAUUCUCUGUCCCCCCUGCUUUAUGUAUGUCCAUAGCACUUACCAUGAUCUGACCUUACUAAGCAUUUAUUUGUUUAUUGUUUGUUUUCCUAUACCGGAAUAUAAGCUUUCUAAGGACAGCAAUUUUUGUGCUUUAUUGUUGAAUCUCCAAUUUGUAGGAAAAUGCCUGCCUUAUAUUAAACACUCAGUAAAUAUUUAUUGAACAUUAAAAGUAUUACUAAUAGAACUUUGGUUUUUGAAAGAAAUAUUAACUGUAAUUAUAAGACGUAUAUCAUUUUUGCAGUUUUACUUAGUGUGACAUUGGGUUUAUGAGAAUCAUGUACAUUCAAGUCCAGGAAUAAUAAUGGUCAUCCAAAUUGUUUGAAAGCAAAAUAAUCCCAGUGGCAAAAUGAUGGUAGAAUUUGGGUAGUCUUUUUUUUCCUUUUAUGAAAAGAACUCUUAUGGAAGGUAAAACAUCUGUUCAUUGAAAAUCUCUAAAUCCACAUUUUGACAUUGUCGGGCUCAUUGCAACUUCUGGAUUGAGUAACAUUUACAACAAGAUUUACAAAAGAGACUCUUCACAUAUUCAUUUGGCUUGUCUCAUAUGGUGAGCUGAGUGCUGGGUAAUCUCUGCUGGCCCUUUAAUCAGAUUAAAAAUUCUCAGUGUUUCCUAGUUGUUUCUACAUACUUACCUAAGUUGUUGUAGCUGUAACUUACACUUUAUUUGCUGUUUUUCUUUCCUGACUUGGUAAUUCUGGCAUUUAGAAACCUUUUACCUGUGCUUCAAAGCAUAGUUACAUACAUUUUAGUAACUAUUUUAGUAGUUUCAUUUGCUAUAAAAUUAUUUAUUUUGCCCUUUUAUUUCCCAAAGACAUUGUAAGGGUUAAUUAGAUCAUUAUAUUUUAUUAUUACAGAUUAAAGUUGGGCAGUAAUCUUAAUUGUGAUGGAAUUAUUAUGUUAAGUAAUUAACUUAUUAAAGACCUAGUUUGUUUUACAACUAGAACCUGUGCUAAAUGUUGAGUAUGUUCCUAGCAAGAAACAGUCUGUCAACACGAUGUCUAACCAAACCAUAACUUUCCAUACACUAGUCAUUUCAGUCAAAUUGGGGAAUGUGUGAAUGCCAUGCAAACAAAAAUUCUGUUAACUGAUACUGGGAAAUAGGGAAGAGAGCAAGAUAAGACUUGGGGUCAGGAUGGUUCAGGAAGGAAAAAAAGAAUUAGAAACCCUAACUGAUUACCAUUAAUAUUCCUCAUAAAUUAUGAUUUCAAAAGUAAGUAUUGCUGUCUUAUAAAUUUUUCAUGAGCAGCAGUGAUGAACUCUCACAAGAAUCAUAGAAUUCAAUAAAAAGAUAGAAAAUAAUUUUUUAUUUAAAAAUAUAAAUUAAAUUUUUAAAAUCAUAAUCACAUAAAUAGAACUUACCAGGGAGAAAAAAAAAACCUGAAGGCACAAUUUCUUUCCUGUUUAAAAUAUGAACCCAGGAUGUCUCCACAUGGUGAUGGACAGGUGGGGAGGUUUUUUAAAUACGGAAUCUCAUAGUUUUGUGUUCAUUAGCACCAGUUAGUUUAAACACUGACUGUUAGAAUAGCUACAUGGAUUUUUUUUUAAAGCUAAAUAAGUGUUGGCUAGUUUUGCAGUUUGGCUAGUUGGCUAGUCUUCCCUGUGUAAGCAGAAUUAAGAUUCUGCUACAUCUGUGUUUAGAAUCUUCCCAAUGGAUUUUACAUUUUUCAGGUGCUACUUUUUGAUCAAAGACUGUAAAAUGAAUUUGACAGCAUUUCUCCUCUAUCUCCACAUGUAUUUAUUCUUUCACCUGCUCUUUUAACACCUGCUUUUAGUUUCUGAGGCAUUUUUCUGAACUCUACUUGUGCACUGAAUUCCUCCUCCUUUCUCUCCCAGCCUGUGUUUACUUUAUCCUCACAUUAUCACUUAGUGCUUUCUUUCUUUGUAUGAACAUGGUAAAUGUCUUCAUUAGACUAAAAGGAAAGACCAAAAAAAAACCUUUCCAACCACCUGUAUGACACUUGACUUUGCAUCCUGACUUCUGAAAUGCCUCCAACCUCCAUUUUCUCCCUUCCCAGUCAUUCGUUAGCCCAGCGAUCUCUGUCUUUAACUCCUACAAUGUUCUUAAGAUAUUCUGUUAAAGAUGAGCCGAGACUGCCCUCCUUGUCAAAUCUCAUGUCUUUUUAUCAGUCCUCACAUUGCUUGACCUACUGAUAACCUCCUAGACUUCCCUCUUUGGACACUCCUCUGGGUGUUCUGUGGUAGACAAGAUUCCUCUCUGAGACUUAUUUCCCAAGAAUCUCGACCCCUCUCCUCAGUUGGUGCUAUUUUUCCCCCCGGAUGAUCUUAUCAGAGCCCACAGCUUCAGUUUUCACUCAUGCCACCUGAAUGCCCUGAUAAACUGGCUCUCUGUCUUGCAUUCUUUACCUUCCUUAUAAUGGCAUUACCAUUUACCAUGCCACUCAAGAUACUAGGAACCUCAAAGUGUUGUAGUCUUUUUCUCCAUCAUUCAUAAUUAAUCAUUAAGUCCUUUUGAGCUUGCUUCCUCUUGCUGCUUUCUUAGUAAAGGCCUUCAUUCUUUUUCCCUAGUAAUAAUCUUUUCCAUAUGUUCCAGUUAAAAUACCAUGUUCACCCUAAGCCUUAUUACAUAGUUAGCAUUCCUUGAAAGAAAACAAUUCUCUCAGGCCUUCAUACCUUUAACAUGUUACCCACUCUGCCUCUGCUCUUCUGCAACUAGAACACUCAUCCUUGAAGACUGGGCUUCUCUAUGAAGCUUGGUCCUGCCUCCCAGGUUGAGGCGAAGCUUUGUACAUGCCUGUAUUAUGGAUAUCCUCUCAUUUAAGUGUUUGUCUCAUUCGUCUUUAGGACUCCAGCACCCAGCAUAGUCCCCAGUAUACUAGAUGGUGCUGAAUAAGUGGUAGCUAUUAUUAGAGAAGGAUGGAUAAAAUUACUGAAUAAAUGUUAGCUAUUACUAGAGGAGGAAGGAUGAAAUUGACAUAGGGGUGAUUAUUACAAUGUAUAUGGAAAUGGUUUUUAAAGGAAAAGGUAAUGAUUUUCUGUCAGGAAAAGCAGCAAUGCCUAGAUUACUUAAGUCUUGUGAAAUAUACCUCUGUUCCUUGACCUGCCACUUCCCUUUUUAACACACACACACGCCCCACAGCCCUUUGAGAUUGAAAGCAGCUCUAUUGAGAAUACUAGUGUCAACUGUAUUAUGUAGAAAUUUUAAAGUUUUUAGGAUUAUUUCAUAGCCCUGACCUUGCUACUUCUCUCCACUUUAUGUGGCAGGUUUAAUCUCAAGUCUCCCUCAUAUAGUUCUCAGCCUCAGCACCUAACCCUUAUACAGACACUCCAGUAUUGAUGUAAUCAAUCUUAAUAAUCACAUUUUUUGAAUGUCUAAUGUGCAAAGCACCAUGUUGAAAAUGAUACAGAGGUGAAUAAGACAAAAACUCUUGCUCUCAAAGAUGUCAGUCUUUUUCUUUGCGAGGAUAAUACAUGUAAAGUAAAAUGCAUAAAGUGGACUAAUUUUAAAUGUACAGCCUAAUGAAUUUUUAUUUAUGUUAACACCUAUGUCACCACCAUGUUUAGGACAUUUCCAGUACCCCAGAAAUUUCCUUUAUGACCCUUCCCAAUCUGUACCUAUACCUUUAAAUCUAUUCUGUUUUCAAUCUUAAUGACCUUUUAAAUAACUGGGCCUCACAACUAUAGUGAACAGAAACAGCUGGGUUGUUGUCUUCUAACCUAAUACUUCAGGAAAACUCAUGAUAGUUCCAUUUUAAGAGUUCUUGGAGCUGGGCAUUGGGCAUGGUGGCUUAUGCCUGUAAUCUCAGCACUGUGGGAGGCCAAGGUGGAAGGAUUGCUUGAGCCCAGGAGUUCAGCCAGCCUGGAUAAUAUAAGAAGAACCUGUCUCUGCAAAAAAUAAAAAAAAAUGGCCAGGCAUGGUGAAAUGUGCUGAUGGUCCCAGCUAUUAGGGAGGCUGAGGUGGGAGAAUUCUUUGAGCCCAGGAGGUUGAGGCUGUAGUGAGCAGUGAUUGCACCACUGUGCUCCAGCCUAGGCAAGACUGGAAUUGGUGAUCCAGGCUGCCUAGUACCCUCAAAUAAUUUGUUAUUAUCUUUAGUUGAUUUACUGAGGGAUCAUCAUGUACUAUUAAAUAGCCUGGAGAAAUGGAAAGAAUAGGAACUUUUUAGUCAGGUAAUACCCAGCCUACUACCUCACAGGUUGUGUUGGGCUAAAUAAAAUGGUACAUAAGAAGAAACACUGUAAAUUAUGUAGUGCUAAUCGUAUUGUUAAUAAACCAAUAUGUGUAUAUUCUGUGGCCCUGAUUAAUCUUUAAUUCAGACACUCCUAGUUAUCUAGUACAGAGCAGACUGAAAAAAAUUAUGGAUUCAAUUCUUUAGUAAGAAACCUGAGACGGAUUUCUCAUUAGAAUAACUAGUUAUUGCCCAGAUCUAAAGAGCCUUAUUUUGGCCUUAUUUUUACAGAACCAUUUCCUGUUGAUUAGUGAAGGUAUGGCCAAUUUUAAUAACUUUAGUUCUGAAAUUUUGUGACUCCUAAUUUAUUUGUAAAAGUUGGUUAUGAAUUGAGAAUGGUUUGACUUUUCCUAAAAGUGAAUCUGAGCUAAUUAAGUUAACCACUGAAAGGUUUCUCAUCUGUUUUGUUUUCAGACAUUGACUAUGAAAGGGGAAAAAUUAGAAUGCUUUUUGUAUCACAUGUAACAGGAAAUGUAUCAUUUAUUAUAAGCCCAGAAAUAGGUGACUAAUCAGAGAUAAAUGUAUGGGUUGUCUGUAUCUAGUUUUAUACCUUUUUUUGUCUAAGACACAGUCAAAUUAAUAUUUUAACUAAUACAUCUUAGCAAAGUUUAGUUCAGCACAAGGUUAACAGUGGGUAGGAUAGAGUUUUGAAAGUAAUCAUGUCUGUAAUAUUUUUCAUGCAUGCAAAAAGCACAGACAAAAACCACUCAUGCCCUAUUAAUAAACAAAAUACAGAUCAAAAUUUUAAAAAGUAAUCACUCUGUUUAUUCUAAAUGUCUAUGGCUUUAGGAAAAAUAGCACCUGCUAGUACUUAUCUAUUUAAAGAUGUAGAAUUUAUCAUCCUACAUCUUUAUCACUUAUCACUUGUUUCUACAACUUUAGUUUACAACUGAACUUUCAAAAAUUUAAAGAUUUACAAAGUAAAAUUAAUUAGACACCUGUGUGUGAAUAGUAAUACACAGUAGUUAGUACAGAAUGUUACUUCUUCAACAAGUUGAGUUUUCAGGGAAAUUAGCCAGUAAAUAAAAUACAAAUUUUUGGUAAAAGUAUCAAACAUUCCUCUUGCCCACUUUUCCUCUUAAACUGAAUAUUAUCUAAUCAAAACAUAGUUUUCCAUAAGAUGUAACAAAAUAUAGAUAAGGUUGGAAUAUUUGGGGAUCCAUUUGUGGAACUGAAUUUCAUGAGACUUCAUUGGUGAUACACUCGAUUUUUACUGGGUAAUUAGCUGAUAAUGUUGUUCACUGUUGCCCAGUUCAGGUAGCUUUAAGAUGAUGUGGUAAGGAAAACAAAGCUUUUGGAUAAUGAGCAUUCUUAAAAGCACGGUUUGGACCAGGUGAACCCUUUAGAAGUGAACUCUGUUUUACAAGUAUGUACUUAAAAUACCUUUGGCUGUGAUGAAUCUAGAUCCCAGCAGAAUACCAAAAUUCUAUUUUUUUGGCUGAAUAUUUGUAUUUGCUUAAUGACUGAAAUGAAUUUGGAGGCACUGAUGAAAGUGAUUUUUUAAAGUUCUCAGGUACUGUUCAAUUAUUUAAUGUUAGGUUUAGUAUCAAGAAGCAUUGUUUUUAAAAUGCCAAUAUGCCAUCUAUUAUAGAGAAUAUUUUAUUACCUUUGUAAUAUCUUUGUAUAAAGUGAUUUUUUUCUUGGUAAUAUAAUAAAUGGAAAAAAUUGUAAAACA
This is a messenger RNA of Callithrix jacchus (white-tufted-ear marmoset), 11022 nucleotides long. RefSeq names its product REL proto-oncogene, NF-kB subunit (gene REL). Gene Ontology annotation, cellular component: cytoplasm; nucleus. Gene Ontology annotation, biological process: response to cytokine; canonical NF-kappaB signal transduction; innate immune response. Gene Ontology annotation, molecular function: RNA polymerase II cis-regulatory region sequence-specific DNA binding; DNA-binding transcription factor activity, RNA polymerase II-specific. The record is from RefSeq and is a predicted model, not a curated record. NCBI's taxonomy places the organism in Eukaryota, Metazoa, Chordata, Mammalia, Primates, Cebidae.